AGGUCGUCACCCUGCUAGGAGUAGGAGUACUUCUUGGAGCCGCCCUCCCAACCAAAGCCAUUCCGGCACCGAAAUGGGAUGGGAAGGAUCACUCGGAAAUUCUGAAAGACCUGGUGCUGAACUACAAGUACAACGAUGACGCUCCGAAUGCAGCGGAAAUGCUAGCUACACUGGUCAGUGUAACUUGGACUGUGAGUGUGUGGAUGGCAAGUGGAAAUGCUGUCGGCUGAGGAAGAGUGUGAAGAACUUAUCCCAGGAGGAGAGAGAUCGAUUUACUCAUGCAUACUUGACAGCUGCCAAGAAUGAAAUUUACCAGCCAGCCAUGCGCUCCAUACAAUGGGCGCAUGCCGUGUUCUUCUGCACAACGAUACCCAGGACGUUGUAUGCCCACAGCGAUUCGACUGGCUUUCACAAUUUGCUUUUGUUGGCCAUGGAGAACCUGCUACGCCUGAUUGACUGCCGGGUUACUAUUCCCUACUGGGAUGUUUCACUGGAGUAUGCCAAGACGUAUAUAGAGCAAGCACCUGAAGGUUUUGGUGGCACAGGAAUGGCUCCUGAUUACUGUGUAGUUGACGGACCAUACAGAAAAGGGGAAUACAACAUUCUAAAGUUCAUUCACAAUGGCGUGGAGUUGCCCUACACGUCAUGCUUGACACGGAAUAUGUCCUCCACGAUGAAGCCUACAUCAUACCUGGAGUUCCAAACCAUGUUGAGUGUGCAUCCAGAAAGCUCUAUGAUUUUUGAGAUAGGUAUCUUUGAGACCUUUGACACCAACUUCCAUGUUGGUAUGGGUGGAACAUUCCAAGGCGUGAUACCAGGCAUGGAUCCAUUAUUUUAAAUGAUCCACAAUUUCGUGAACAAGGUGUUGGCAAACUACCAGCAGCAAGGACCGGAUCACUACACUGGCGGAGGACGUUGGAAUAACACUAAAAGAGUGGCGAAUUUCCCUUGGUUCCGGAACGGGGAGUUCUUUGAUGCUCAAAACUUUCCGAACGAUGUGUGCGUCCGCUGGGAUGCCGUGGCUGAUCGAGAGAGGCUGAUUGAGCUGGAAUACUACGCAGGACUGGAAACACCACGGUCUGACCACCUAUCUGUGUCCUAUAAGGAGAUGAGAAAUAAGGACCUCGACACCAAUGCCAGAGCAGACUAUCUUCUGUAUAUUAGUCGUCUGAAGGAAAGAUUUACAUCCGCUGGAUUCAAGUAUGAUGAAGAUGGUUUGCAGCUAACUAAAGACUGGGAGAAAAUCUUCAUAACGCAAGGUAGCUUUGCAGCCAAGGAUCUCCUGUCCAUACCCGUCUGUGCGCAGUACUCUUCCCUGGACCCGGAUUUCCUCAACACGACUAUUGUGCCAGCUGCGGCUGAACUUAUUCCUUAGCCGUUCUUGUUUAUCACUAUUAGUUUUUCAUUAGGGUCUUCUUCGCGUAGACAUCAAUGCAAUGUAUAUGCACAGCAUGUAUAGCAGGUGCGUCGGACACGGUACGGUCACUACGGUAUUGACCGUACAACUUUUUGCCCAAGGUACCUCGUGAAUCAAUAAUAAUACACUGACCUGGACUCUAAAUUUCCAAAAUUUUCGGCUCAACCAUCCCUCCCCCACGAGUAAAUUGUACUUUAGAUGGCUGACUGUACCACAUGAAAAUACUUUCCAACGCCCCUGUAUAGCUUUUGCAUCAGCCAAAAAUUAGCUUUACAGCACAUAAACCUAUCCUUCCAUACUGAUUUGCCACGAUUUUACAUUGACAAGCAUUCCCACUUUA
Molecule: messenger RNA, 1757 nt
Organism: Sycon ciliatum
Lineage: Eukaryota; Metazoa; Porifera; Calcarea; Leucosolenida; Sycettidae
Exons: 9
Coding region: 323-838 (171 amino acids)
Molecular function (GO): oxidoreductase activity
Source: RefSeq, a predicted model, not a curated record